Molecule: messenger RNA, 5623 nt
Organism: Parus major (Great Tit)
Lineage: Eukaryota; Metazoa; Chordata; Aves; Passeriformes; Paridae
Gene: SLC35G2
Product: solute carrier family 35 member G2
Exons: 3
Coding region: 3904-5133 (409 amino acids)
Cellular component (GO): plasma membrane
Source: RefSeq, a predicted model, not a curated record
GGCAACGGCGGAGAGGGCGUCUGUCAUGACAGAGCGGGGGCGGGCCACGGCCCCGGGCCCCGUGAAGCGGCGGUGACAGGGACAUGGGAAAGGGAAGGGGGUCGUGGCUGUCGCGACAGAGCAGGGGCGAGAAGCCAGCGUGGGCCGGAGCGCUUUCCCAGCCCGCGGCGGUGCCUCGGUGCGUGGGCCCCGCGGCGCCACGGCGGUGGCAGUGAUGUGUCUGCGGCCGAGCGGGGCCGGCACUCUCCGCCAUGGCGGGGGCGGGCGCGGAGGGCGCGGCACGGCGAGGACCGAGCCCGGGCAGCCACCGCCCUUCGCCAGCUCCUGCCCGGAGGGGCUUUCCUGGAGCGGCUGCUGGGGUUCCCAUGGAGACGCCCCGCGUCCUCUGACGAGUGUCCUCUUAUCGGCGACAGUUGCCAUCGCGGUUGGUGCCGCCCUCCUCGCCGCGCUCCCGGGCUCGGUUGCUUUGCAGGCGACUGUCCCCUCCUGCACACCCCGCGAGCACCCCUGGCUGCCGGGGUUUACAGAUUGUUGGGAGAGGAUCCGAAGCAGUGAGUGAGGUUUUCCUAAUCUCGACCUGUCAUCCGCUGUCGUGGACCGAAGGUGCCGUCUCGUGCUUCGCCCCAUUGUAAUGUACCUCUUAAAGCCUUUCUUACAUCUAACUAAGCUGUUUUCCUGGUUUCCUCUGCUGUAGGGGACUAUAUUUCAGCGUUAAUGUAUUCUCUGUUCUUUCCCCCGUGCCUGGAAUUGCUACGUGAAUGCUAUGGGUUUGUUCAGAUAAGGGUUUUUGGAAUGGGAAGUUUGCAGGCAAAGUGGCUCUUCUCUCAAAAUCACUCAAUGCAAGUGUUGCUGCUGCAGAGGUAGGAGCUGCAGCAGGCAACAGGCAUGAAUGGAGAAAUUAGAAAAUAGUAUUUUUUCAUGGAAACGGCUGCAAAUGGAGCCGGUAUUCAGCAAGAGAAUAGAGAAAGCAAAGGAAAUUAAAGGUAUGUCCCAUCAAAGGAGGUUGCUUCAGUGAGCUACCACAAACAGAGGUCAUUUUUUGGGUAGCAAAAUAUUAUGAGGAAUGUACUGACAACUCUUGGGACUUUAGCGUAGGGUUUGUAUUUUUAUUCAGUGAAGGUUGUGCUGGCUUGUCCUUCAGGCAGUGCUGCUGGAUGUGACUCAAUUGAUUUGAAGACACAGGAUAUUGGUUUGUUGGUUUGAGUAUAAUAUUUGCUCUUGUGCUUAAGUGCUAAAAACUCCUUUAAUGUAAUCGGUCCUUCAUUUUCUUAAAUACCUUUUGCUAUUCAUUAAAUUUUAAUAAAGACUCGAAUUUCUUGGAAUGUAUUUUUAAUCAAAUUGAUUUAUGUCAAUCUGGCUAAAACAAUAAAAGUACUUGUACACCACAUGAGUGUAGAUCCCUCAGCAUGUGUAGUUGUCUGAAGUAUGAAGCACUUAAGAAUUUCCAGGUGGCUUAAUGGUGCUGAAACAUGACUUUAGGAGAUUUUCCUGCACCUGAUAAGGAAUCAAAAGAAAAUUCCUUAUGCUGAAAAGUCAGUGCACACGUGCGCUUAGUGAAGGUGGCACCAGUUCAGUGAGUUCCGUGGGUUUCCAGGGGUGGGUGGGUCUUUCCUUUGUGUGAUAUUUAGGGAGAAUUGUCAGUCUGUAGUUGUCCUGUAGAGACUGCUCACAGCGCUCUGGUAAUUUCAGCCUGAUCUGGUGAGGAUUGGGAGAUUUUCCACAGAAGGAGCAAAGGAGCAUUCCUGUGGGGCCUGUCUUUCAGAGUGCAGGGGUAGCUGACUCAUUCCCAACUCUGUAUCCAUAGCUGGAAUUGCCAUGUCUGUGAGUCUUUCAUAAUAACACUUCAGCAACCUGACUGAUUUUAAUCAGUCUGGUAGAAAAUGAGAGUAUUUUUUUGUGAGUUUAUUCAAGAUUGGUGGUUAGAAUUACGAGACCUAGAAGCCUUCAUUCCUUCAGGCCCAGAAGGAGAGUUUAGGCUGGGAGUAUCUACCCCCAGCAGUCAGGGGACAGAUAAUCACCUACUUCCACUUGACUAACCAGCACUUGCAGUGGUUGAGGGAAGGAGGGCAGUAUUCGGGUUUUUUUUUCUUUUAAAAUAAAUAAUGUUUUGUAUUCUAUCAGUGAUCUGUGCCAUUUAUUUGAUUUUACAGUGAUUAUUUGUUCCCCCAAGGGAAAACAGGGUUCACACUUUGAAGUCAGUGAUUUCAAUGAGCUGGUAAUUUAAAUGGGUGUCCUGGUCAGAAUUGGGAAUGUUUGUUUUGUUAUAUAACUUGAGAAUUUUGCACAUAGUGCUUCAUCUUCAGCCUUGUAUUAAACUUGAUUCACAAUCAAACUUGUGAGUUUAAUAGAAAAUGCAAAUAAGCCACAUUAAGUUUGCAGAUAUGAAAGAAAACUAAAAAGCUCAUGUCAUCUCCACAAAAGGCAUGGGCAGAAAGAGAAGUAGCAAGUUUUCUGUAUAGGCUGUGCUGAUUUCUGUCUAUUUUAAAUUUGUGUCAGGGACACACAUAAUGGAUCUGGGAUAUGCCCUAAUCCCAGUCUCUAUGGAAAAUGCCACAGGUUAAGAAAAGCAAGGUCACCAAAAACUACAAACAAAUGUACUGUUGGCAUCACAUUUGCGAUACACUCAGUAUUUAGUUGGAAAAAUGAAAUUUUGGGCUAAGCAUUCCGGUUAUUUAUUUUUAUGUUCCUUCUUACUUCCCAUCUCCUGCCUUUCACACGUGUUUGCCCUUCCACUUUCCAGAUUGCCAACUGUUCUGGUUCCCAGCUGAUCAGUCCUGAGGGAGCAGCUCUGUGCAGAACAGCCAUUUUGAGCUACACACUCACCAUCUAUUGUUUUCCUCCAGAGAGAUCCCUGAACACAUUGCACAGGUCCCGUGCCACAUUCACAACCGUUGUGUUGAAUUUGCAACUAUUUGUUGAAAGAAAAUGUAAUCUAAAGCCAGGAAGCAAGAAGGUUACUGUUGUAUGGUCGUGCUAACAAAUGAGCUAUUUUGGUUUUGUUUUCAGGAGCAGUUGCAGUAUUUACCCAGCUGUUUCUUAAUGAAAUGAAUGAGUUUACCCAGUGGUCUACCGUCAAUCUAAUAAUAAUUCCUGUUGUCCACUUUUGUCUUCUUUUCCUCACACUUAUUUUAUUCACGAUCCAGUAUGUUGUGCCUUAAAGCAAGAAAGUCUUAAUUUUUUUAAGGCUGCAAGGCAAAACUGCACAAUGAAAAUGCUAGGUGAGAAAAGCUGUGAAGGUAUAAAUCACUGCCUUCCUAGGCUCCCUCAGUUCGGUUUAUAUUUGCAUAAUAAAAGAUUGGGAAAUGAACAAUUUAACUGAAGGAAAAGUGAAGGUAGCAGGUGAGCCUGGGGCAGAUUUCUGGCAGGUGUUGGUAAAUGUUGAUGUGUUGUUUGAAGUGCCCGCUAGCACAGCUGAUUCCCAACUCUAUUUACUCUCCCUGGCGUUCAUGUGCUCGCUCUCAGGUUCCUUGCCCAGCAAGUUGCCCACGGGCACCCUGGAAUACCGUGCAGGGCGUGCUGGGUGUGCUCUGACCCUGGGUCUGCAGCAGAAAAACGUGAACAGCAGUGCUGGGCAAGGCUUCCUGAGAGACGAGGGGGACUCGAGAGGGUCCUCAGCCCCUGGUGCUCGUGCAGGUCCAAGCCGGUGCUGCUGCUUCCUCCAGAGCUGGGACUGGUGCCCGCCCGUGCCCCCGCUCCCGUUCAUCCCUUGCAGGAGAGCAGGGACUCGGCUACAGCUCAGCUGGGAUCUAACAGGGGGUUAAUGAACACUCAGCCUGUGAGGAAAAAGGCAGAUUGUCCCAUUCUCAUAUAGCCCAUCGAAGAUGUAGAUGAUGAAGAGGUGUUUUCCCCCUCUGCCUUGGGAUCGAAUGCCUCUGUCACAGACCAGGGCGUUUCUCUAAGGAAAUGGAUACAUCUUCUGAAAAAUACCCAGUCAAAAAGCGAGUGAAAAUUCAUCCUAGCACAGUAACAGUGAAAUACACCACUCAUUACCCCCAGCCAGGAGAAGAGGGAUACGAGGAUGUUAAUGAAGAUACUGGAGUAUUUAUGGAGGAUAAUCCUACGAGAAGACUACUGAAUGAUGGGAAAAAGAGAGAAAAGACUUUUUUUGGUGCAACAGACACCAAGCCAGCACAACUGCCAAAACAUGACGAGGGUGGACAAUCCCAGCACUUCCCUGAAGGAAAUGUACUGCAGUCCAGGAAAACAUGGGCAGUGCUUUUUGGGUCUGCUGUGGCUCAUGGAUGUGUGGCUCUGAUCACAAGGUUAAUUUCUGACCGUUCCAAAGUGCCAUCUCUGGAGCUGAUUUUCAUCCGCUCGGUCCUGCAGCUGCUGUCCCUCACUGCUGUGUGCUACCACCACGAGCCUCCCUUUGGCCCCAAAGGCUACAGGCUCCGGCUCUUCCUCUAUGGGGUCUGCAAUGUCAUCUCCAUCACCUGUGCCUACACUUCCUUCUCCAUAGUGCCCCCCAGCAAUGGGACCAUCAUGUGGAGGGCCACCACCACAGUGUUCAGUGCCAUUCUGGCUUUUUUACUCAUAGAUGAAGGAAUGGCUUAUAUAGACAUAGUCACUGUUGUUGGCAGUGUGUUCGGUGUUUGUCUCGUCAUGAUCCCCAACAUUGCUAAGGAGGAGAACUCUUUGCUGAGCACCUGGAAGGAAGCUUUUGGCUACACCAUGACCGUCAUGGCUGGUCUGACCACUGCCCUCUCCAUGAUAGUCUACAGGUCCAUCAAAGACAACAUCAGCAUGUGGACAGCGCUGUUCACUUUCAGCUGGACGGGAACAGUGUGGGGAGCAUCCACCAUGUUCCUUCUCCAAGAGCCAAUCGUCCCACUGGAUGGGGAAACCUGGAGCUAUCUCCUUACCAUCUGCCUGUGCUCCACUGCAGCCUUCCUGGGGGUCUACUAUGCCCUGGGCAAGUUCCACCCCGCUCUGGUGAGCACUGUGCAGCACCUGGAGAUCGUCAUCGCCAUGGUCCUGCAGCUCCUUGUGCUGCACAGCUUCCCAGGCACAUGUGAUCUGGUUGGGGCAGUGCUUAUUUUGGUGAGUGUUUUUUUCCUUGCGUGUUAUAAGCUUUCCUGGAAGGAGUUAAGAAGGCAAGAUUAUCAGGAGAUUGUGGAUUUGUCCAUUAAAUGAAUGUUGGUUUUCAAUGUCUGAUUCUGGCUGUGACCAUGCGGAAAUUACUCCUUUCAGUUCCUGUGUCUGAGUGUAGUGGCCAGGCCCUCUCUCUACCAUUUCACUUCUCAGCUGAUGUAACAAUGUUGGUAUUUCCAGGCUCCCAUGCCAGGUGGAUUUGUUCUGCUGCACACAACCAUUUUGUUAUGCCCAGAAGAGUAGCUCACAGGGUGCACAGCCAGCACAGGCUGGCCCACUGAAAUGUGGGCCAAGCUCUUCUUGACCUUCUCUGGAUAAAGCAAUACAGAGGGACUCCAAAGUGACUCUCAUUCAUGUGUGCUGUGGUAGUAGGAAGAUGAGCAGCAAAACCAUUACAACAGUCAACCCAAAUUGUCAUUUCCUCUGUAAUGCUUCUUAAGCUUUGGCUGUCAUAUUCUAAAUGGAGCAAUGCUAAAUUUCUGUGACUAAAACUUUCAUUUCCUGUGUGUAUAAAGAAGUCAGUAAAGCUUUU